AUGAAAGCUCUCUUAUCACUUUCUCUAUUCUCCCUCAGUUGUCUUUCAGCACCUCAUCAUGAAAGACCGUCCCGACCUACCGCCACCAUCGACUCCGGCGUCAUAAUCGGGACAGCAGUAGUUGAACCAUCAUCCAAGGCAACAGUUCACAAAUAUCUCGGCAUUCCGUUUGCCAGUCCACCGCAGCGCUUCAGCCCUCCGAAGAAACCUGAGCCGUGGAACACGUCAUACGAUGCAUCCAACUACAAGCCCUCGUGCAUUCAAAAGUUUAACUAUCCUGAAGAAAAGCGUAAGCGACUAAUGGCAUGGUUCAACGAACCCCCAUCACCAGCAGCCGAGAGCGAAGACUGCCUAAACCUGAAUGUUUACGCUCCCGCAUCGACUGGUAGAAGACUCAAGCCAGUUCUAUUCUGGCUAUAUGGAGGAUCAUUCGACUUUGGCACAGCAUCUCUUCCGGUGUACGAUGGGACAAGUUUCGCAGGCAAUCAGGACGUCGUUGUCGUGACGCCGAACUAUCGUACGAAUGUGUUCGGGUUUCCGGGAUCCCCUGACAUGAAGGCAUCUGAUAAGAACCUGGGAUGGCUAGACCAACGACUUGCCUUGGAUUGGGUGCAACGCAACAUUGCAGCCCUUGGCGGCGACCCAAAACAAGUGACUAUUGCAGGAGAGAGCGCUGGAGCUGGAAGUGUCGACGUUCUCGUCACGACGCCCCCGAAUCCCCUGCCUUUCCGCGGUGCCAUCAUGCAGUCUGGUCAGGGCUCUAUAUUGGCGCCAAGCAGCGACUCUGCUAGAUCGUGGAUAGCCUUGGCAGACAAGAUGGGCUGUCCGAAAAAUGACACCUUAGACUGUCUCCGUGCAAUCCCAGCAGCGGAGAUUAAGAACGUCAUCGAGCGUGGGAAUCUUUAUUUCGGCCCUGCCCACGACGAUGGCACAACCUGGGCUGCAUGGCCUCGCAGAGCAAGACUCGCUUCCACUGCGUCAAAUUCAAGCAUUGCGAGAGUACCCGUGUUGAUUGGAUCAAACUCUGGUGAGGGACUCACUUUUGUAUGGGGGCAAAAUGAUACGAGAAAGUAUAUCCAGGGUGCAAUACCAGGAAGUACUGACAAAAUCGUCGACUCUAUUCUCGGGCUAUAUCCCUUGGGGUCAGAUGGGAUAUCCAACAGUUUUGAGCAAAUAGCCAUGUUCAAUACUGAAAUGGCGAUGCAGUGUCCAACCAAGACCUUGGCCGACGACAAUAAGAAAGUCGGCAUCAAGACUUGGCGGUACUACUUUGACGCGAGUUUCCCCAACACAGAAAUCUUCUGCAAUAGCAGUGCUUGGCAUUCGUCGGAAAUUGGUCUCGUUUUCGGCACAUACCCUAAGAAGGGGGCCACAAAGUUUCAAGCUGAACUCAGUAGGAGAAUGCAAAAUGCUUGGGCAAGGUUUAUCAAGGAUCCAAGUAGAGGGCCUGGGUGGGAGACAGCACCAAUGCUUGGAGUGAUUGGGAGUGGUGUAAGAGGUAAUGAUUGGAAGCCAGCAACGAGGCCAAUACGGACGGUGAAUGCUAGUAUCGUGGACUUGCGGUGUAAGUUGUUUGGUGAUUUGUAUGACAAGCUGACGGGGGUCAAGAAUUGA
Molecule: messenger RNA, 1614 nt
Organism: Pochonia chlamydosporia 170
Lineage: Eukaryota; Fungi; Ascomycota; Sordariomycetes; Hypocreales; Clavicipitaceae
Product: carboxylesterase hlo
Exons: 2
Coding region: 1-1614 (537 amino acids)
Molecular function (GO): cholinesterase activity
Source: RefSeq, a predicted model, not a curated record